AUGUCUUCUACUAAGCAAAAAUCUGCCAGAUUUCAGAAUGACCUUGAUAUUGCAAAAUCUGGAUCAUACAAUGCGGCGAAAUUCUUCAAAACUAUCUCCAUGAAGAAUCACGAACAAACGUCUAAGUCAAAGUCUGAUAAGCCAGAGAUAGAGCCAAAAAUGAAGGUGUUCCGAAAGAAAAAGCUUUCAAGAGUAUUUUCGGAGGACUAUGAGGGGCUGAAAAUGAAGAUACUAGAUCCUCGAGGACGUCCCAUAAACAUAUGGAACAAAUGUUUCCUAAUUGCUUCUCUUACUUCUCUAUUUGUUGAUCCAUUGUUCUUCUAUUUACCAUGCGUUGACGACGAAAUCUGCAUGGAUGCAAGUCAUCCGAUGGAGAUAGUCCUUACAGUCAUUCGAUCAGUGAUAGAUGCAUUUUAUCUGGUUCAGAUUUUAGUUCAGUUUCGAACAGCUUAUGUUGCACCUUCCUCUCGCGUUUUUGGAAGAGGAGAACUAGUCAUUGAUUCUUCAAAGAUUGCUUCAAGGUAUCUGCGGAAGGAUUUUUUGCUCGACGUGUUGGCUACUCUUCCUCUUCCUCAGGUUUUGAUUUGGGCUGCUAUCCCAUCUCUGAGAGGUUCGAACGGGAUUGGUGCAAAGCACGCCUUGCGCCUAACUAUCAUUUCUCAGUUUCUCUUAAGGCUAUGCUUGAUUUUUCCGCUUUCAUCUCACAUUAUCAAGACAACCGGCGUAAUGGUGGAAGCUGCUUGGGCCGGGGCAGUUUAUAACCUAGUGCUCUUCAUGCUGGCAAGUCAUGUCAUGGGAUCUUGCUGGUACCUUUUGUCUGUGGAGAGACAAGAACAAUGUUGGAAGCAAAUUUGUGAUCAACAACAACCGCAUUGCCAGUAUUGGUAUUUUGACUGUCAGAGGAAGAACGAUACAAGUAGAAUCGCGUGGUAUCAGUGGAGCAAUAUAUCUAUAUUAUGUGGUCCUAGCAGCAAAUUUUUCCAAUUCGGAAUCUUUAACGAUGCACUGACUUAUCGCAUUACACAGUCAUCGUUCUUGAACAAGUACGCGUAUUGUUUCUGGUGGGGCUUGAGGAACCUAAGCUCUCUUGGGCAGAAUCUCUUGACUACUACUGACAUUAAUGAAAUCAAUUUUGCUGUUGUUCUUGCCAUACUGGGAUUAUUGCUUUUCGCAUUACUUAUUGGCAAUAUGCAGACUUUCCUUCAAUCAACUACUAUGAGACUAGAAGAAUGGAGGAUCAAGAGGAACGAUAAAGAAGAAUGGAUGCAUCAUCGCCAACUCCCCCACGAUCUAAAGGAAAGGGUCCGCAAAUAUGAUGUGUAUAGGUGGGUGACAACUAGAGGCUUUGACGAAGAAGCCAUCGUUAAAAGCCUUCCGGUGGACCUCAGAAGGGACAUCAAGCGUCAUCUUUGUCUUGAUCUAGUUCGUCGAGUUCCUUUGUUUGAUCAAAUGGACGAGUGUAUCUUAGAUGCAAUAUGUGAAAGGUUGAAACCUUUUCUAUAUACUGCAAGAACUUGCCUCGUUCGCGAGGCUGAUCCUGUGAAUGAAAUGCACUUCAUUGUAAGAGGCCAUUUAGAUUCUUACACUACCGAUGGAGGGAGAACCGGGUUCUUCAAUUCGUGCCAACUAGGUCCGUGUGAUUUUUGUGGUGAAGAAUUACUAACAUGGGCACUAGACCCUCGUCCAAGCAUCAUCCUCCCGUCCUCUACACGUACAGUGACAACUAUCACUGAAGUGGAAGCGUUUGCAUUGGCUGCAGAGGACGUGACAUUCGUGGCAUCACAGUUCCGUAAGCUGCAUAGCAAACAGCUAAGGCACACGUUUAGGUUUUACUCGAACCAGUGGAGGACUUGGGCUGCAUGUUUUAUACAAGCAGCUUGGUUUCGGUACAAGAAAAGGAAAGAGGCUGCUGAACUUAAAGCUAAGCAGAGUCCCCUGGCUGCUCCUCCUGAAUCACUAGAGGAACGAAGAAGCGUGUCGUUGGGCCAAAAGGCUUCAGAAUUUGCUUUGUAUGCUGCAACAUUGGCAGCAAGCAAAAGAAAGGGCGGAAGCAUGAGGGGAGAACUUGAAAUCAUUAGCUCAUUGCAAAAGCCUGUGGAACCUGAUUUUGCCAUUGAGGAUAGAUGAAGGGAAAUGCUGGAGCAAGAGGCGGAGCUAGAAUUUCUAGUUUAUGGGUUCUAAAUAGAUAAUUUAUACAUAUUAAAUGACGGUUGUUAAUACAAAUGCCGGGUUUGAGGCAACGCUUCUGGGUUUUCCUGAACUUGUAGCUUUAAGGCUUGCUCCGCCCCUGGUUGAGCACUUCAAA
Messenger RNA from Lycium barbarum (goji berry), 2305 nucleotides. Its product is annotated as protein CNGC15b-like. The transcript is spliced from 7 exons. Gene Ontology annotation, molecular function: voltage-gated potassium channel activity. The record is from RefSeq and is a predicted model, not a curated record. Gene Ontology annotation, cellular component: membrane. Lineage: Eukaryota; Viridiplantae; Streptophyta; Magnoliopsida; Solanales; Solanaceae. Gene Ontology annotation, biological process: transmembrane transport; potassium ion transport. Bases 1 to 2127 code for a protein of 708 amino acids.